Leptomonas pyrrhocoris is the source of this 13173-nucleotide messenger RNA. RefSeq names its product putative dynein heavy chain. The record is from RefSeq and is a predicted model, not a curated record. Lineage: Eukaryota; Euglenozoa; Kinetoplastea; Trypanosomatida; Trypanosomatidae. Gene Ontology annotation, molecular function: ATP binding; minus-end-directed microtubule motor activity; dynein intermediate chain binding. The transcript has a single exon. Gene Ontology annotation, cellular component: dynein complex. Bases 250 to 13173 code for a protein of 4307 amino acids. Gene Ontology annotation, biological process: microtubule-based movement.
AGAAAGGAAGAGUAGCCCCCCGACGAGAGCAGCAUCAUCUUUUGAUUGUGUGUAGCACGUGUGACGGUGUUCGGCGGUUCUGCGGAGACGUACCACGUUGAUUGUACUCUCGUUCUCUCUUCAUUUCGUUUACUGUCCGUAAGAGUCAUCGCCCUUUCUGCCCCUCUGCCCACGAAAAGCACCCUUUUCCCUCCAUAACAUCAACCAGGUAGAGAAGAGCAAGGAAGCGUGGGAGAAGGAAAUCAAAAAAUGCUGCGCAGUUUUCUUCGCCCUGAAGUAGACGGGAAGGUCGAGCCGGCAGGAAACGCCGGCGCACAUUCGCACUGCAGCAAGACGGAGCGCGCCCCACCUUGUGCCACUGAUGCGGAGAGCCACCGCUUCAACGACGCAGAGGAAGGCGAGGAAAAUGCCGCAUUCUCGGCGGACGACGCUCAUAACCAGCAUGCCGCUGCCGCUGCCGCUGCGGACAACACAAAAAAACCCUCACUGCCUGUGAGUAGCACGUACAAGGAAUCCUCCCUCCUCUUUCCGACCGCGAACCCCUUCACUUUCGAGCCAAAGGUGCAGGUGCCGUACGCGUACAAGCGUGGCCGCAUGCCGCGCGACGUCGAGAUUGAGCGGCGGCGCCGUCUCUACGACAGCCAGAACGUGAAUCACCUCUUAGAGGUGAGUGGGUUGACGUGGGGUUUGCUGGCACGACGCAGCGCGCGAAGUUUACCGCUGGAGAUAUUCGAUGACACGACCUACGACUGCCGCAACCCGUCCGAGUGGAUGGCGAUGGCGGCGAGCGCGGCUACACCGGCCGCCCGCUUCCUGCCCGCCGAGGGCGUCUUUCACCGCGAGGACACCGACACCUUCGAGCUGCGUCCCUGCCGGGUGGUGGGUUGGGCGGAGGAUACAAACACGCUGCAGCUACACUGGGGUGCCACCGACGAGGACAGUCUGUUUUCGGCCGCCGACGCCCAUCCAGCGGCCGCGUCUGCCGUGUCAACGACGGCGGCCGUCCCCCUCCCUCGCAUCUUUGUGCGCUUCAUGGCUGAGGACCCGGUCCUCUACGUACAGCGCCUCAUUCACGCCCACACGCAGCGCCACAAGGCGACCUCGUGGAUCAUCUACCGCCUGUGCUGUGACUCGAUGCCGGUGACAAACCUAGAGGAGCUGGACGCGGGCUUGGCGGAGCGGCUGCGCUACUUGGGCACCGACAUCCCCCAGCUGAGCUCGGCGGCCUUCCCGGAGGUGGCGGACCGAGUGGAGCGUCUUGUCUCUGAGAUCACGCUGGAGUGGAAGCGCAGCCAUAACCGUCUGCUGCUGCACGAUCGCAUUACAAAGGAUCCAUCUGUGGGCCGCAUGGUGAGCAACUCAACCCACAUGGACCCGGAGGAGCUUCAGCAGGGGCCGAACGUGGCCGUCGACCGCAGCGAGCUAGGGGACCCUGCGACGGUGAUCGCGGUCGAGGACGACAAUUUCUGUUUCGCCGAUCGCGAGGAGGCGUUCACCUUUGGCACUUACUUCACUCAGCCUGAAGUUGUCCAGGCUUUGACCGGCGUGCGCCGUGAGUGCAUGAAGGUGCUGGAGGGAUCACUGUUUGACCUGCCAAAGGAGCGUCAGCUGCCGCUGGCGGUUUUUGCGCAGCGCCAAAAGGAUCACCUUGCCCGCACCUCACGCCACCUCAAGGAGGAGUGGAUGCCGCACAUGUGCGAGACGAUCGUCGCCAGCUUCCAGUCGGCCGGCAAAGGUUGGCUGAACAUCCGCGAAGCGAAACAGAACAUCUAUGAAAUGUCGAAGCUGAAGAAGUUCUUCACAACCGUGCGGUUUAUGAUGGAGGAUACUCUUUUCCAGCUCGUCUACAACUCGCUACAGUCGUUCACCGACUUCUUCGAGGAGGUGACGGACUUCACGGUGACGGUGGAGGACAUGAACAACGUCAAGAACGCGUGGCCGGGCAGCGACGCCGACGACUGUGUGGAGAAGCAGCCCCUCUUCACGAUUGACCUCGUCGAGGCGGACGGCCACUUUUCCUACUCCAUCUCGUUUGCGGACUUCGAGGGCGCCAUCGUGGAGCUCUUCAACGCCGCCAUCGUCUGCACCGAGUCGGUCCCGCAGGUGGAGCGCUACGUCAUGACGCAGUACUUCUGGAGCCGCGACGGCGACGGCCCUUUUCUCGACUCCGUCAAGAAGGAGGAGGAGCACGUGUGCGCGCUGCGCGAGCGGGUGCAGACGGCAGUGCGGAAUUCACUGGUUCCGCUGCAGACGUACCUGAACACCUACGACGAGCUGCUCCCCCUCAUCCGCCUGGAUCAGGCGCAGUUUGUGAAGGAGUACGCGGAGGCCGGGCAUAGCAUGGAGGAGAUGAAGGAGGAGAUUGCGCAGCAUCUGCGCGCCAAAAAGUCGCUGGCUGGGCGACUGCCUCUGUUUUUAACCGUGGGUAACUUUGUCGUCGAUUGCCAAUCCUUCAGCUACUUGAUGUCCAUGAAGGAGGAGGAGCUGGCGAAGCUGGUGAUGCGGCUGAUCGGCAAGACCGGCAAGGAUGAGGCAGUGUACGUGCGCAACGAGUUCACGCGUCUCUUGCAAACCAUCGAGAAGACGCCGCAGAGCCCGGAGAAGUUGUUCGAGCUGCUGAGCUUCAUGGACACCAUCGGCGAUCAGGUGACGGACCUGACGGAGCACAUCGCGGAGGUGCGGCAGUGCUACACCAUUCUCGACGGCUUCCAGUUCGAGCUGACGGACGACGAGUCGCGCCUCAAGUGGGAGGCGAUUGGGUGGCCGCGCCAGCUGGCCCUGCGCAGUCACGCGGUGCGCAAGCAGCUGGAGCAGGUGCACGAGGAGCUGCACUCAGGUCUGCAGAAGCGCCAGGAGGAGUUUUCGAAGCGGGUGGAGCAGCUGCAGCGCGUCGUGGCGACCUUCUCCAAGCACACGGACGCCGCGGAGGCGGACAAGGUGGCUGCCGAGGUGAAGACGCACAACAUCGAGAUCCGCCAAUGCAUCGAGGAGGCCCGCGCCCUCAACGGCGACCAGCGCCUCUUCGGCGACAAGCUCUCCGACUACCGCAACGUGUUCGAGCUGGACAAGGAGUUCAAGCCGUACAGCGACCUCUGGCUCACCACCUACACGUGGCAGGAGUCGUACCGCCGCUGGCACACCGACGCCUUCACGACCCUCGACGCGGCUGAAAUCGAAGCCACGGUCGCGUCCGCCUCCAAAACGAUGGCGACGCUCUCCAGGACCUUCAAGGAUAAGGAUGCCAUGCUGCGCAUUGUCGAAGGUGUGAAGUCCAGUGUGGAGCAGUUCAAGCCGUGGGUGCCGAUUUUGUCUUCCUUGCGCCACCAUGGCAUGAAAGAGCGCCACUGGACGGGCCUUUCCGAGAAGCUGGGCAUGGCUCUCGUGCCGGGGGACACACUCAUGGUGCUCGAGGACUGCGCGCCGCUGCUGGCCCACCACGAAGCCGUCAUCCGGUAUUGCGAGGUGGCGGCGAAGGAAUCGCAGAUUGAGACGGCACUGAAGGAGAUGCGCGCCAAGUGGGAGUCGAAGUCCUUCAUCAUCGAGCAGUACAAGGAGACCGGGACGUACAUCUUGAAGGACACCUCCGACGUGGUGGAACUGCUGGACGAGCACCUGAACCUGACCCAGCAGUUGCAGUUCUCGCCUUUCAAGGCGUACUUUGAAGAGGCCAUCACCGACUGGGAGCGCUCGCUUAAUCUGAUCUCCGACACGCUCGAGCAGUGGCUGGAGUGCCAGCGCGCGUGGCGCUAUCUCGAGCCCAUCCUGAACUCCGAGGACAUCGCGAUGCAGCUGCCGCGCCUCUCCGCGCUUUUUGAGAAGGUGGACCGCACGUGGCGGCGGAUCAUGGGCAACGCACAUUCGCAGCCGAACGUGUUGGAGUACUGCAUUGGCACGAGCAAGCUGCUCGACCACCUGCGCGAGGCGAACCGCCUGCUUGAGGAGGUGCAGCGCGGCCUCAACGACUAUCUGGCGGACAAGCGGCAGACCUUCCCGCGCUUCUAUUUUCUGUCCGACGAGGAGCUGCUGGAGAUUUUGUCGCAGGCGAAGGAGGUGCGCCGCAUCGACGCGAACAUCAGCAAGCUCUUCGAGAACAUCCAGCGUCUACAGUGGAACAACGUCGGUCCGGUCAAGGACACGGCGGACAGCGGCAACAGCAGCACCAACUCAACCGCUGUCGCAAUGGCAGAGGAGGCGGCGGGGGCGAAGAAGGGCGGCGGGGAGCCGGAGGGGACUGCGGUUGCUGCGUCGGCUGCGGUCGACGGCGCCGUCGACACCAUCACCGGCUUCUACAGUGUGGAGGGGGAGUACAUCGCGGCUGUCACGCCCGUGGUGCCGCUGGGCAACGUGGAGGACUGGCUCAAGUUGGUGGAGAAGAUGAUGAAGGACAGCGUGCACGCACAGGUAAAGGAAGCUGUGGACGCCUACCUCAGCACGCGGCGCAGCGAGUGGGUGCUGCAGUGGCCGGCGCAGGCGGUCAUCGCCGUGGCGCAGGUGUACUGGACGCACGGCUGCGAGGAGGCGCUCGCAACGAAAGGCACUGUGGACGACUUCGCCAAGGUCCUGGACAAGCAACUGCGGCAGCUGGUCGAGGUGGUGCAGUCGCCCCUGACGGCGGUGCAGCAGAUUAACAUGGGUGCCCUCAUCACCAUCGAGGUGCACGCCAAGGACACGGUGGACAACAUGCAGGCCGACAAGGUCUCCAAUAUCCAAUCGUUUGAGUGGAUCAAGCAGCUGCGCUUCUACUUCGAGCAGAGCGACAAUCUGUGCCACAUCCGCCAGGUCGACGCGAGCUUCGUGUACGGCGGUGAGUACCUGGGCAACACGGCCCGCCUCGUCGUCACGCCGCUGACGGACCGCAUUUAUCUGACGCUGACGGGAGCGUUGGCGCUCUGCCUCGGCGGUGCCCCUGCCGGUCCCGCCGGCACUGGCAAGACGGAAACGACGAAAGAUCUCGCAAAAGCGCUGGCGAAGCAGUGCGUGGUCUUCAACUGCCAGGAGGGCAUGACGUACCUUUCGAUGGGUAAGUUCUUUAAAGGGCUGGCGUGGACGGGUGCGUGGGCCUGCUUCGACGAGUUCAACCGUAUCGACGUGGAGGUGCUGUCUGUGGUGGCGCAGCAGGUAACCGAUCUUCAGCAGGCGUGCUCGACGAAGCAGUACCGAAUUCUCUUCGAGGAGAGCGACAUCGUGGUGGACCCGACGCACGCGGUCUUCAUCACCAUGAACCCCGGCUACGCCGGUCGUACGGAGCUGCCGGACAACUUGAAGGUACUCUUCCGCCCUGUCGCGUGCAUGGUGCCCGACUACGCCAUGAUCGGCGAAAUCCGUCUCUUCUCUUACGGCUACCUGAAGGCACGUGCCUUGGCGCAGAAGAUGGUGAUGACCUUCAAACUCAGCUCCGAGCAGCUGUCCUCGCAGGACCACUACGAUUUCGGUAUGCGUGCCGUGAACACCGUUAUUUCUGCCGCAGGCUUGAACAAGCGCGAGUGCCCGGACGGCGACGAGGACGAGCUGCUGCUCCGUGCGCUGCGUGACUCCAACGUGCCGAAGUUUCUGAAGGACGACACUCUUUUGUUCGAGGGCAUCAUCUCCGACUUGUUCCCCGGCAUCGCCCUCCCCAGCAGCGACUACGGCGUCAUGACGCAGGCCCUCGCGACGGUCAUCACUGGCGCGCAACAACAGGCCGUGCCUGCCUUCGUGCACAAGUGUUUGCAGCUGUACGACAUCACCACCCUGCGCCACGGUUUGAUGCUCGUGGGCCCUGCCGGCAGCGGCAAGACGACCGCCUUUACGGCCCUGCAGCGCGCGCUGUCGGACUGCGCGGCGCGACAGAGCAAAGGCGAGAACGUCGGCGGGCGCAGCUUUCAGAAGGUCUACACGCACAUCUGCAACCCCAAGUCGGUCACGAUGGACCAGCUCUACGGCGCCUACGACGAAAACGGGGAGUGGAAGGACGGCGUGCUGUGCGUGCUCUUCCGCUGCGCCGCCCGGUACGGCGACGAAGGCAACAUGAUCGGUAAGCACUGGGUCAUGUUCGAUGGCCCUGUCGAUGCGCUGUGGAUCGAGUCGAUGAACACCGUGCUGGAUGAGAACAAGAAGCUCUGCCUCGUGUCGGGCGAGAUUAUCCAGAUGAACCGCGAUAUGACGAUGAUGUUCGAGGUGGAGGACUUGGCGGUGGCCUCCCCCGCCACCGUAUCGCGCUGUGGUAUGAUCUACCUCGACCCCGCCACCUGCGUGCCGAUCUCCGCCCUCAUCGCCAGCUGGGCGGCGUCGCUGCCGGCGUACAUGGACACCCAGCGGGAGCAGCUGUCUCAACUCGCCUCACUUUACGUGGCGGAGCUGGUUGAGUUUGUCCGCGGCGGCGCCGUUCGGGAGUACGUGGCGUCGAACACCAGCGGUCUCGUGCGUGCCUUCUUCCGGAUGAUGGAUGGCUACGUGAAGAGCCUCGAGAAGGCGGCGAGUGGACCGGAGCAGGCCGGCUUCCUCGGCGAGGUCGUGCUGCCCCUCUUCUUCUUCUCGCUUGUCUGGAGCGUCGGCGCUACCUGCGAUGAGGAGGGCCGUCAGCUCUUUGCCGCGAAGCUGCGUGAGAUGGCCGCGGUGAAUGGGCACGUGGCGUACCUGCCAGCGGUGGAGGAGGACGAUGGCAGCAACCGCAACAGCAGCAGCAGUGGCUUUUUAUAUGAUUACUGUUACCGCUACGAUAUCAACGCAGGGACGGCUGGAGAUGAAGGGGCGGCCGCAGAAAUCGGUGGAGGCGGCGAUGGAAAGACGAACGGAGCCGCCGCUGCAGCACCGGCGGGCAGGUGGGUGCACUGGAUGCAAGACACUCCGAUCUUUAACAUUCCCACCGGCACCCGUUUUGAUGACAUCCUCGUCCCGACGAUUGACAGCACUCGACAGAACUACAUUCUGCACCAUUUGAUGUCGUCUAAGGUGAACGUGGCGGCGGUGGGCCCGACAGGCACGGGCAAGUCGAUCGCGCUGGCCAGGCUUGUGCUGGGCGGUGGGAUGCCGAGCAGCUUCCUCGGGCUGAACUUCACCUUUUCCGCACAGACGAAGUGCACCGUUCUGCAGGCUUCCAUGAUGGCCAAGUUUGACAAGCGCCGCUCGCACGUCUACGGCGCACCGGUCGGGAAGCACUUCCUCAUUUUCAUUGAUGACGCCAACUUACCGCAGCCGGAGAAAUUUGGGGCGCAGCCUCCUUUGGAGCUGCUGCGCCAGAUGCUUGCCCAGGGCGGCUUCUACACCUUCACCGGCGGCAUCAAGUGGUCAUCCAUCAUUGACUGCUCCUUGGCUCUCGCCAUGGGGCCGCCUGGUGGCGGCCGCAGCCGGAUCUCUAACCGCCUCAUGCGCUACUUCAACUACCUUGCCUUCCCGGAGAUGUCGGACGUGUCGAAGCGCACCAUCCUCCACGCGAUCCUCUCCGGCAUGCUGAUGCAGCGUGGCCUGAUGGAGGAGUUCAGCGCCGUUUCCUCCUCCAUGGUCGACAGCACGCUGCGCGUGUUCACCAAAUGCAUCCAGACCUACUUGCCCACGCCGGCGCACGUGCAUUACUCUUUCAACAUGCGUGACGUCAUGCGCGUCUUUCCGAUGCUCUACGCUGCCGACAAGAGCGUGCUUCAGUCGGAGACAUCCUUUGUGCGGCUGUGGAUGCACGAGACACAGCGCGUCUUCUACGAUCGCCUCAUCAACGACAGUGAUAAGAGUCAGUUCAUCGAGUUCCUUGACGAGGAGCUGGAGACCAUGGGCGUCGACGGCACCUAUCCGGAGAUCGUCGCGGCGGACCGGCUCAUUUUUGGCGACAUGCUGAGCAGCAAGGACGUCUAUGAGCAGAUCACGGACAUGCACACCCUCACCACCGGCAUGAACGGCUUUCUUGAAACCUACAACGAAGAAAACGAGGCGAAGAUGAAUUUGGUGCUCUUCCUCGACGCCAUCGAGCACGUGUGCCGCAUCUGCCGUGUGCUGAAGCAGCCGAACGGCCACUGCCUUCUGCUCGGCGUCGGCGGCUCGGGGCGCAAGUCUCUCACCCGCCUCGCGUGCUCGCUGAUUCCCGAGAUGGAGAUCUUCACGAUUGAGCUGACGAAGAACUACGGCGUGAAAGACUGGCACGAAAGCCUGGCGAAGCUGCUGCUGGAGUGCGGCAAGGAUGAGAAGAAGUGCACGUUUCUCUUUUCAGACACCCAGCUUGUGCACCCGAUUUUCUUAGAGGACGUGGCGGGCUUGCUGACCUCUGGCGAUGUGCCAAACCUGUUUGAGGACCAAGACCUCGAGCUGAUCAACGACAAAUUUCGCGGCGUCUGCAUCAGCGAGAACCUGCCCACUACCAAGGUGUCCGUGUACGCCCGCUUCGUGAAGGAGGCGCGCGCCAACUUGCACCUCGUGCUCGCCUUCUCGCCGAUCGGGGAGGCCUUCCGCAACCGUCUGCGCAUGUUUCCUGCGCUCAUCGCGUGCUGCACCAUCGACUGGUUUGCCGAGUGGCCAUCCGAGGCGCUGCUGUCGGUGGCAACGGCGCAGCUGACCGCCGUCGACGCCACGACCACCAGCAGCAGCAACAACACGCGCGGCGGGGGCCAGGAGGAGGAGGAGAUCAACUCCGAGACGGCGGCGGCGCUGGCGGACUCCUUCCAAGGCGUCCACCUCCUCGCUGCCGAAGUGACGGAACGCUUCUUCACCGAGACACGGCGGCGCUCCUACGUGACACCGACGUCCUAUCUGACUCUGCUGUCCAACUUCAAGCUGAUGGUCGCGGCGAAGCGGCGGUUCAUCCACGAGCAGCGCGGCCGGCUUGAAAAGGGCCUCGAGAAGCUGCGAGAGACGGAGGCGCAGGUGGCGGGCCUGGAGGCGCAGCUGAAGGCGCAGCAGCCCGUGCUGGAGGCGAAGAAGGUGGAGAUUCAGGCGAUGAUGGAGCGGCUGACGGUGGACCGCAAGGACGCCGCGGUGACGGAGACGGCAGCCCGCAAGGAGGAGGCGGAGGCGUCGACCAAGGCCGAGGAGUGCGCGGCGAUGCGGCGCGAGUGUGCGGAUCGCCUGGCCGAGGCGGAGCCCGCGCUGAUUGAGGCGGUGAAGGUGCUGUCCAAGAUCAAGGCGGCGGAGAUUUCGGAGCUGAACAAGUACACCAACCCGCCGAAAGGUGUGCAGUACGUGAUGGAGGCCGUUGCCCUUCUGUUGACAUUUGGCAACUGCCCAAAGGAGUUCUACACGGGCCCACCCGGGGGACGCAAGGUCCCGGACUGGUGGCUCUGCGCCAAGUCCUACAUGAAGGACGCAAAUCGCCUGCUCGACGUGCUCGUGCAGCCGCCGGAGAAGGGCGGCUUCAACCGCGACGCGAUGGACAUGGCGCUGAUGGACAAGGUGCGCGUCUACUACGACAACGAGGAGUUCCAGCCAGAAAAGGUGAAAACCGUCUCACUGCCGUGCAUGGCCAUGUGCCAGUGGGUGCGGGCCAUGUACAAGUGGUUCUUCGUCAACCGCGAAAUCCAACCCCUGCGCGAGAGGCUAGCGGCGGCUGAGGCGGAGCUCGCGGUGGUGACGGAGGCGCUGCACACGACUCAGGCGACGCUCGAUCGCGUCGUGGCCUCCGUCGCGGCCCUCGAGCGAGAGUACAACGAGGCCGUGGACACGCAGGCGGCGCUGGAGGCGGAGGUGGAGGCGACCUCGCGGAAGCUGAACCGUGCGGGCCGGCUCAUUGACGGCCUCGGCGGCGAGAAGACGCGUUGGGUGCGCCUGGUGGAGAAGUACGAGGAGCAGGAGCGGUAUGUGGUGGGGGACAUGGUGGUGGCUGCGGCGACGGUGGCCUACUGCGGGCCGCUCACGGCGCCCUACCGGCAGGAGUUGCGACAGCGGUGGAAGGCGCAGCUCUCCUCCGCCGGCGUGGAGACGAGCACCGAGUUCGACCUCGUCUCCACCUCCGGCGACGCCGUGAAGAUUCAGGAGUGGCAGCUGUGCGGCCUGCCGACGGACGGCCUUUCCACCGAGAACGCCAUCAUCCUCGCCAACUCGCGCAACUGGCCGCUGCUGAUCGACCCACAGGGGCAGGCCAACACGUGGGUGCGGAACAUCCACAAGAACGAUAACCUGCAGAUCUGCAAGGCCUCGAAUGACAAGUUCAUGAAGACGGUGGAGAACGCGAUCCGUCUGGGGCUGCCGUGUCUCGUCGAGAACGUUGGGGAGUCGCUGGACGCCGCGCUGGAGCCGGUUCUUCUGCAGAACAUCUUCAUGAUCGGCAGCAUGCCGCACGUCCGCAUCGGCGACAGCGCUAUCCCGUACGACAACAACUUCAAGCUCUACCUGACGACGAAGUUGCCGAACCCGACCUACACGCCGGAGACGAUCGUCACGGUGUCGCUGCUAAACUUCUUCAUCACCCCCAGUGGACUGGAGGAGCAGCUGUUGGGCAAGACGGUGGAGAAGGAGCGCAACGACCUGGAGCAGGAGAAGCAGCGCCUCACCCGGUCCAACGCCGAGAAGAACCGCGAACUGAAGAACCUGCAGGAGAACAUUCUCGUUCUGCUCGAGGAGGCGGAGGGCGACAUCCUCGAGCAGGAGGAGCUGAUCAUCACGCUGGAGAAGAGCAAGGCCAAGUCCACCGAAAUCAACGAGGAGCUCGGGAAGGCGAAGGAGACGGAGCGGGUGAUUGACGAGACGCGUAAUCGCUACCGCCCACACGCCGAGCGCGGCUCGCUGCUCUUCUUCUGCGCCUCGCAGCUCGCCAUCGUUGACCCCAUGUAUCAGUUUUCGCUGCAGUGGUUCAUGAACCUGUUCCUGAACACCGUCGACAAUGCCGAGCAGCCGGUGGCGGCCGAGGACGGAGAGGGAGACGUGACAAGUGACGGCCGCAACCUUGUAGAGGUGCGCGUGCAGAACCUGAUGGACUACUUCACCUACUCCUUCUACAGCAACGUCUGCCGCUCCCUCUUCGAGAAGCACAAGCUGACCUUCUCCUUCUACCUCUGCACCAGCCUGGUGCAGCACCGCGGCGAGAUGGUGGAGUCGGAGUACCGCUACCUUCUCACCGGGCCGACGGGCAGCGUGCCGGCAAACGCGAUGGCCAACCCGGCCCCGUCCUGGCUCACGGACAGCAGCUGGGCGGAGAUUCUCUUUUUGCAUGCCCACCUUCCCACCUUCGCCGGCUUUGCCGAUCACGUGCAGGCGAACAUCGAACACUACCGCGCCCUCUUCGACAGCAACGAGGCGGACACCUACCCGCUGGCGGCCGAGUGGGCGGAGAAGGCGACCCCGCUGCAGCGACUUGUCAUUGUGCGCUGCUUCCGCAUGGACAAGGUCGCCCCGGCGAUUCAGCACUACGUGGAGCACUUCAUGGGUGAGCGCUACAUCAUCGUGCCGCAGUUCGACCUGAUGGACGCGUACAAGGACAGCGACUGCCUGACGCCGCUCAUUUUCAUCAACUCCGCCGGGUCAGACCCGAUGAACGACUUGCUGCGCUUUGCAGAGACGAUGCGGAUGUCGAAGCGGCUGGACAAGGUGUCGCUGGGUCAGGGCCAGGGCAAGAAGGCGGAGGAGCUUAUUUCCAGCGGGCGUGAGCGAGGGCAGUGGAUUCUGCUGCAAAACUGUCAUUUGGCCUCGUCGUGGAUGCCGACGUUGGAGUCCAUCGUGGAGAGCUUCACGGUGGAGACGGUGAAGAAGGAGUUCCGCCUCUGGCUCACCUCGAUGCCGUCCUCCAGCUUCCCGGUGUCGGUGCUGCAGAUUGCCGUGAAGAUGACAAACGAGCCGCCGAUGGGGCUGCGGGCGAACGUGACGCGGUCGUACUACGGCUUCACCGCCCAGGAUCUCGAGGAGGAGGCAAAGCCGGUCGAGUUUAAGAAGUUUGUCUUCGCCCUCUGCCUCUUCCACGGCGUCAUUCAAGAGCGACGUAAGUUCGGCUCGCUCGGCUUCAACAUCGCCUACGAGUUCAACGACUCCGACCGCAACGUGUGUCUACUGCAGCUGCGCAAGUUCCUGCCCAUGUACGACACCAUCCCCUACGACGUGCUGAAGUUCCUGACGGGCGAGAUCAACUACGGCGGCCGUGUGACGGACGAUUGGGAUCGUCGGUGCCUGAUGACGCUCAUUCAGCACUUCAUCAACCCCGGAGUGCUGGAGAACGGCUACGCCUUCUCGCCCUCAACGCUGUACCACACCAUCGUACCAGGAAACCGCAAGCAGUACCUCGAUUACCUCGACUCCUGGCCGCUGAACCCGCAGCCGGAGGUCUUCGGCCUGCACGAAAACGCCGACAUUACCUGCGCGCAGAACACCACACACAGCAUUCUGUCGACCGUGCUCUCCCUGGAGUCGCGCGGCGGGGCCGGCGCGUCGGCCAGCUCGCGAGAGCACCUGCUCACGGAGACCGCGGCAGAGAUCGCAUCGAAGCUGCCGCCGCCUUUCGACACAGCCGCCUUCAGCACCAAAUACCCCACAAAGUACGAGGAGUCGAUGAACACGGUGCUCGUGCAGGAAGCCGGCCGCUACAACCGGUUGCUGCGCUUUAUCCACACGAACCUGUCCGAGUUCAUGAAGGCCGUGCGGGGCGAGGUGGUGAUGUCGGCUGAGCUGGAGGCGGUCGGGGAGAGUUUCUUUGUGAACAGCGUGCCGGCGUCGUGGAGCGCGCUGGCGUACCCGUCGCUGAAGCCGCUGUCGAACUGGCUGGACGACCUGGUGCGGCGCACGCGCUUCAUUGUGGACUGGUAUGAGCAGGGGCCGCCGGCCGCCUUCUGGUUCGGCGGCUUCUUCUUCCCGCAAGCGUUUCUUACGGGCACGCUGCAGAAUUACGCGCGGCAGGUGCACGAGGCCAUCGACCGCAUCUCCUUCGAAUUUCAGCUGCAGUCGCCGUCGGUGCAACCCGCAACCGCGCCGCGACCGGAAAAGGGGGCGCUUGUGUACGGCAUGUACAUGGAGGGCGCGCGCUGGGACGCGGAGCAGCACAGUCUGGCCGAGUCUCGCCCCAAGGAGUUGUAUGUGGAGAUGCCGAUGAUGCUGCUGGAUCCGGUGGUGAACCGCACCCGCAACCCACGGGACUACGUGUGCCCCGUGUACAAGACCCUCACCCGGGCAGGCACCCUCAGCACCACGGGUCACUCAACCAACUUUGUACUGCCGGUUGAGAUUCCCACGACAGUGGCGCCGUCGCACUGGAUCGAGCGUGGCGUCGCCUGCAUCGUCUCGUUAAACUAUUAG